UCGAAGAAAGAUGCUUCGUUUUUUGCUGGUGUUCUUUUCCGCCCUCUUCGCUAUCGCCUUGGCAAACGUCCCACAGACGCGGAAUGUAGAGAAGGCGGAGGGAUUUUCAAAUGAGCUGGUGCAGAGAAAUGAGAAGCUGCUGGACCGAUUGACAAAACUCGUCUACGAUCAGAUCGUUGAAAUUAGGAAUCUGGUGAUGGAGCAAAACGAGGAGCAGAAGAAAAACUUCAACGCGACUAACCGAAAAAUGGAAGAAUUGGCCAAUCUCGUCGACAAACGCCACAAUCAGACUUUGGAAACUUUCAAUCGGAAGCUGAGCGACUUAGCCAAACAGCACCAAAAAGAGUUUGAGGAUAUCAAAACCUCCAUUAGAUGCACAGCUGCCAGAAGAGCCGAUCUGACGAUGCUGGCCAAUGGCAAGAAGUAUUCCUUGCAUGAAACUGAAAUGUCCUGGUAUUAUGCAAAUGAGACUUGCGUCAGUCAAGGACUGCACUUGGCCACAAUCAAAGACCAGAAGGACGCAGAAGUCGUCGCAAAACACUGCCAGCGAGUUGCUCAAUGGUACGGUUUUUGGGUUUCGGCGAAAAACUCUGCAAGUGGAGUUGAAAAGGACUUCAGGUGGCACGACGGGACCAAGUUGGAGCUGGACAACCAGUCGUGGAAGGACGACGCGGAAAGGACAGAGGAUUGCGUCUUCAUCUACAAUUGGAGCGACGGAAAACUCAACACCAACUCGUGCGCCGGUACCUGGUACGUAAUCUGCGAACUUCCAAGCGAAUGCUACUGAUCAAGUCGCUUUCAAUUAAAACAUUAAUUACUUCACAAAAAUACAGUUUAUUUUCUAAUUAUUUAACAAAUUUGAUUUUUGCCAUUGUAUUUUAAAUCUCUCAACUUUUUUUUCUUUGAAAUGUUUUUGAAUUGGAAAAAAAAUUAAAUAAGCAGAUAAAUA
This is a messenger RNA of Neocloeon triangulifer, 949 nucleotides long. RefSeq lists its product as uncharacterized. Gene Ontology annotation, biological process: biological process involved in interspecies interaction between organisms. The record is from RefSeq and is a predicted model, not a curated record. The transcript has 8 exons. Bases 11 to 787 code for a protein of 258 amino acids. NCBI's taxonomy places the organism in Eukaryota, Metazoa, Arthropoda, Insecta, Ephemeroptera, Baetidae. Gene Ontology annotation, molecular function: carbohydrate binding. Gene Ontology annotation, cellular component: external side of plasma membrane.